ACAAGACUCUCUCUCUCUAUAUAAAGAACCUAGAUCGCAUGGGAUAAUUGUACUUUGGUUGAAGAACGAGGGCAUAAUUAAGAAUAUAAAAUGGAAUUCAUCGGCAAAUUGCUGUUACAUAUUAUAUUAUUGAUAUCAUUGGAGGGUGCUACAAGUUGGCUAAUGGAACAUGAGAAUUUUACUCUCCCUUCCAAUUGUUCCAAAACAUGUGGUGAUAUACAAAUUGAGUAUCCUUUUGGCAUUGGCACUGAUUGUUCUUAUGCUGUUGGAUUUAAUCUUACUUGUUCACAAGACCAGGAUCAUCCAAGACUCUUGUUAGGAGAUGGCAAUAUCCAAGUAAGAUCUUUUGAUAUGAAAAAGGGGCUGGUCAUCAUUGAAUCACCAUAUGCCACAUUGGAUGUGGAUGCACAAUCUAAUCACACUGCCUUGAUCAAUCUUAAGGAUUCACCUCUGUCUUUUGGAUUACAUUCAACUGAUGAUUUUGGAAGCUCAUUUGGAUAUAACAUAUUGCAUGUGGCCGGUUGUAGUGUUACUGCCAUUAUUGUUGAUUUGGAUACCAAUAGUGCGAUAGAUGCUUGCACUACAAUAUGCUCCAGUACCAUCAACACUUCAACUACUCAGCAGAUAUAUAUGUCUAGAAAUGAAUAUUGUAGCAUUGACUUGUAUAGUGUAAGAUUUAGCAAUCUUUCAUUGGCCAUUCAGUUAAAUCGACUUGAUGAGAAAAUGGAUCAUAUGCUCAUCAAUAGCACCUCCAGCAUCAUAGCCACCAUAUUUGAUGAUGACUUAAUUGAUUAUGUUGACUUCCAAAGAUUUAUAGACGAUACGAAUAGAACUGGAAUGAUGGCCUCUCUCGCUUGGUACUUCAAUGACUAUUCAACAUGCAAAGAGGCUAUGGAGAGGACCAACACUUAUGCAUGUCGUAGUGAUAAAAGUGAAUGUUAUGAUGUCGUCCUUUAUGAAGAAACCAGUGGCUACAAUUGUCGAUGUUCUUCAGAUUAUGUGGGCAAUCCCUACCUGCAUGAUGGUUGUAAAUUAGAUAAAAAUUUUACAUUCACUCCUGCAAAAGAUUGUCAACCCAAAUGCGGAAAUGUUACAAUUUCCUUUCCCUUCGGGCUACAACAAGGUUGUUAUCGAGACGAAGACUUUGCUCUAACAUGCAAUGAAACUUCCAGCCCUCCAACUCUCCUAUUCGGUGAUUCUGUAGUGAGCAACAUUUCAUUGAAGGAAGGCCAACUGGAGUAUAUUUAUUUAUCCUAUUCAGAUAAUAGAAAUUCACAUUUCACUUCCUCGAAGGCUCAGAAGGAUCAGACAAUCAUGGAUUGGGUAAUAGACAACCAAUCUUGCAAGGAUGCUGCAAAAGACAACGCCACCUUCGCAUGUAUCUAUGAAAACAGCUCAUGUUUGGAUGUAAAAAAUGAAGGGUAUAGAUGCAUAUGCAAACAUGGUUACGAUGGGAUUAAUCCUUACCUUCCUUUUCCUGACGGAUGUCAAGGUGAUAGAGUUGGCUGGAAACACCGCUAUAGGGAUAAUAAGAACCGCAUCAUUUAGUUGGCCGUGAAGAACAAUGAAGACUUGGCAAGCUCCUAGACGGUGUGACAAUUUCCAGUGGUGGGGUCGUACCCGAUAUCCACCAGGCUUCAUUGCCCUAGAAGCAAGGCGGAGGGAAGGGUAAAGUUGAGAUCGGAUCAGCCUCACAAGAAUUCUAGGCUCUUUUUUUUUUUUUUU
This is a messenger RNA of Zingiber officinale, 1725 nucleotides long. Its product is annotated as wall-associated receptor kinase 5-like. The transcript has 4 exons. The record is from RefSeq and is a predicted model, not a curated record. Bases 91 to 1548 code for a protein of 485 amino acids. NCBI's taxonomy places the organism in Eukaryota, Viridiplantae, Streptophyta, Magnoliopsida, Zingiberales, Zingiberaceae. Gene Ontology annotation, molecular function: polysaccharide binding.